AUGGGGAAGGUGUUGCACUGGACAGUUUUGGCCGUUUUGCUGCAGUUGCAGCUGGGCUCUGCAUAUAAACUUGUGUGCUACUUCACUAACUGGUCUCAAUAUCGACCAGACCCUACUCAGUACUUCCCAAAAAACAUUGACCCAAAUCUUUGUACCCAUUUGACUUAUGCCUUUGUUACUAUGAAAGACAACAAGAUAGCGCCUUAUGAAUACAAUGAUGAAGAUGAACUCUUCCCUCAGUUCCAAGCGCUGAAAAAGAGCAAUCCCAAACUGGUUACCCUGCUGGCUAUUGGAGGAUGGAACUUUGGCACUGAUAAGUUCACCAUCAUGGUAUCUACGGAAGCUAAUCGCAAGAUCUUCAUUGAUUCUGUGAUUGCAUACCUCCGUAAAUUUGGCUUCGAGGGGAUCGACCUGGACUUUGAAUACCCAGGCUCGAGGGGCAGUCCCCCUGAGGAUAAGCACCGGUUUACCCUCCUGAUUCAGGAAAUGCUCGCUGCCUUUGAAAAGGAGUCUGUGGAGUCUAAGGAGUCUAGACUACUGAUCACAGCUGCAGUAUCAGCUGGUGUGGAGACUAUUAAUGCUGGAUAUGAAAUUGCUGAGAUAGGGAAACUGCUGGAUUUCAUCAGUGUGAUGACGUAUGACUUCCAUGGUGACUGGGAUACGACCACAGGAUGCAACAGCCCCUUAAACUCGGGUUCUGAUUGGUGUGAAGAUCAGUGUUUCAAUUGUAAAUGUGCUAUGGAGUAUUGGAGGGAUCAAGGUACCCCAGCUGAGAAACUACUGAUGGGAUUCCCCACCUAUGGCCGGUCUCUCAGACUCAGCAGCAGCAGUAGCACAGGCCUCUGUGCAUCAAUCUCUGGGGCUGGUCCUCCAGGAUCAUAUACAGAAGAAGCAGGAUACUGGUCUUACUUUGAGGUCUGCGCUUUCCUAAAGGAAAAGGACACUCAAGUGAAAUGGCUGGAUGAACAAAAAGUUCCGUAUGCCUAUAAUGGAAACACCUGGGUAACUUUUGAUAACAUUUGCAGCUACAGAUACAAAGCCAAAUACUUGAAAGAGAAGAAUUUUGGAGGUGCCAUGAUAUGGGCUAUUGAUCUGGAUGACUAUCUCGGUACUUUCUGCAAUGAAGGAACAAAUCCUUUAAUAAGUGAGCUGAAGAGAUUGCUCGAAACAAGUGAUCCUAUUGUGCCAAACUGCCCUAAUGAAGUUGAUCCUCCAGUGACCCCUCCAGUUGAUCCUCCAGUGACCCCUCCAGUUGAUCCUCCAGUGACCCCGUCAGUUGAUCCUACCACUACCUCUCCAGGGAGUUCAGGAGAUGAAAACUUUUGCAUUGAGAAAGUGGAUGGCAUGUAUGCUGACCCAAAACACCAAUCAAACUUCUACAUUUGUGCAGGAAACCGCACAUACCAUUUCAAUUGUCCAGCUGGUCUAAUCUUUAAUAUCGACUGCAAGUGCUGUGACUACCCGAAAGCAUCGUUUCAGGGUUUCUACAGCUUCCCUGGAAUUGGCUACAAGCAUGAGAUUGAGCUGAAUGUCAUCCACUUAUUAGUGACAACCAAGCACAAAUUUCUGAAUGACCUCACCCAGAGACUUCAUGAAGGUGCAGAACAAGGGUACUCAGGUUUCACCCUUUUGCUGAAUCUGCAGCUUGGUUGUGCCUACAAACUUGUAUGUUAUGUCACUAACUGGGCUCAAUACAGGGCAGGAGCUGCGAGGUUCACACCACGUGAUAUAGACCCGUUCCUAUGUACCCACUUGAUAUAUGCUUUUGCUGGCAUAACCAACAACCAAAUUGCCGCUACAGAAUGGAAUGAUAAAACUCUUUACAGACAACUCAACGCCUUAAAGGAGAGAAAUAAAAACCUGCGCACACUGCUAGCUGUUGGAGGAGGAAGCUUUGGUACCCAGAAGUUUACUACCAUGGCUUCCUCUCCAGCCAAUCGCCAGAUAUUCAUUAGCUCAACAGUAGAUUUUCUCCGCAAACAUAAAUUUGAUGGACUAGACAUUGACUGGGAAUAUCCAGGUUCUAAUGGUAGUCCCCAAGAGGAUAAGCAUCACUUUACCAUCUUGACUCAGGAGCUGUUGGCUGCUUUUGUAGAAGAGGGCAAUAGGACAGGACGUCCACGACUUCUGCUUUCUGCAGCAGUCUCUUCCAACAAGCAUACCAUUGAUGCUGGGUAUGAAAUUCCUGCCCUGGGGAGGAGCCUUGAUUUUAUCAGCGUGAUGACCUAUGACUUCCAUGGAAAAUGGGAACCUGUAACAGGACAUAACAGCCCUCUUCAUAAGGGUUUAGCCUCCUAUGACCCAGAUCCCUUCUACAACUGCGAAUAUGCCAUGAAAUACUGGAAGGACAAUGGAGCCCCAGCAACAAAACUUAUUAUGGGAUUUCCAACAUAUGGACGAACUUUCAGACUUUCGGGUGAAAAUACUGCAGUUGGUGCUCCAGUAUCUGGUGCAGGUUCUCCUGGAGCCUACACUCAAGAGGCUGGUAUUUUGGCAUAUUUUGAGGUGUGUACAUUUUUGCAAGGAGCGACCAAGUCCUGGAUUACAGAACAGAAGGUUCCAUAUGCUGUCAAAAAUACAGAAUGGAUUGGAUAUGAUAACAAUAGGAGCUUUCAGCUCAAAGCGGAGUUCUUGAAAAAGGAGCGCUAUGGAGGAGCCAUGGUUUGGACUCUUGGCAUGGAUGACUUCUUUGGCACAUUCUGUGGUCAGGGAAACAAUGUUCUUGUCAAUACACUAAAAAGUUCCCUGGAAAAACAAGAACAGAACAAGAAAACAUGUCACAUGGAUGAGCCUAAGGUAAAAUCUUCACAUUUUUGA
Messenger RNA from Euleptes europaea (tarantolino), 2817 nucleotides. RefSeq names its product acidic mammalian chitinase-like. Gene Ontology annotation, biological process: chitin catabolic process; carbohydrate metabolic process. The record is from RefSeq and is a predicted model, not a curated record. Gene Ontology annotation, cellular component: extracellular region. NCBI's taxonomy places the organism in Eukaryota, Metazoa, Chordata, Lepidosauria, Squamata, Sphaerodactylidae. Bases 1 to 2817 code for a protein of 938 amino acids. The transcript has 23 exons. Gene Ontology annotation, molecular function: chitin binding; chitinase activity.